Molecule: messenger RNA, 879 nt
Organism: Ceratosolen solmsi marchali
Lineage: Eukaryota; Metazoa; Arthropoda; Insecta; Hymenoptera; Agaonidae
Product: chymotrypsin-2-like
Exons: 5
Coding region: 1-879 (292 amino acids)
Biological process (GO): proteolysis
Molecular function (GO): serine-type endopeptidase activity
Source: RefSeq, a predicted model, not a curated record
AUGGUACAGUUGGCUGACAAAAGAAUGGCCACGACAGAAUUAAGACAAAAAAAUUAUGAAGAAAAUGAUGGAUGGUUAUUAGCUAAAACGAGACAUUCGCAUAUUGUUUUCUUUUUAAUAUUAGCUGCAAAUGUGUUUGGACGGAAUAGCAGAAUCCUCGGUGGCGAAGAUGCUGAUAUACGACAUUUCCCAUAUUUAGCAUCGUUAAGACAUUUGAAUACUGGAGUGCACCGUUGUGGCGGUAGCAUCAUUAGUAAGUCGCAUUUACUUACAGCAGCUCACUGUUUUACUGAUAUCGAAUUCUCGAAUAUGAUUGUGUAUGUGGGAACGCAUAAUUCAUCUGACACCUCAGCACCAUCUUAUAAUAUCGAAGACCUUGACAUUCAUCCAGAAUUUAGAGAUAUGAUGAAAAAGGACAAGAAAAAAGGGAUAUUGAACGAUGUUGCUGUUGUUACGCUUAAUAGGAGUUUAGAAUUUAACGAAUUUGUAAAUAAAAUUCGUCUUCCAAGGACAAACGUUGUUGCUGACAGUAGGGUUGUAGUUGUUGGUUGGGGAAAGACAGCCGUAAACAAUGUAAACUUUAGCCAAAAAUUACAAAAAAUUUCUAUGAGAGUUUUAAAAAAUUCUGUUUGCGAAGAAGCUCUUCCAUUUUACCUUCAAAUACAACAGUUGUGUACAUAUAAUAGUGUGGGAAUUGGUGUAUGCAUAGGCGAUAGUGGCGGACCGCUGAUACAUGAUAACAUUUUGGUUGGCAUAAUUUCUUAUAUUAAUCCAUGUGCUAUAGGUUAUCCUGAUGUAUCUUCUAGAACUUUUUAUUAUAUGGAUUUUAUAAAAAGCGUACUGAAUAAAUCAAAUAAAAUAAAUUGUUGUACAUCUUAA